UAUUUUUUCCCCGAUGCAGUGUAACUAAAAAUAAUUAUUUUUUUGUUGCCAAGCAGUAAGCAUCUGUCCCACCAGUUCGACAUUCAACAAACCGGGUCUUUCUUCACUACGUAUAAUUCUGAGUUUAAACAUUCUAUUCUAUUCCAUUAUAUUCUAGCAGUUCAAUAAGCAGAAUUAACACAUUGAAAUUUGUAAUGUGGAAGUACUCAGUUUUCUUUGCGUCAAGUGCUGAAUUAUUUUAACUGGGUUUCGAUCAUGAUAACAGCAAUGUAUGAUGCCUGUUUUCGUUCAAUGUUGGCAAUCCUUCCCUUUAUUGGAUGGCAUGACUGUAUUAGUCACGUCUUGUAACUCAGUUGCUAAGAGGACUUUUUGACUGCGGGUUGAGCAACAAAUCGCGAAAUAGCAAUGAUUGUAUCUGGUUCAAAUAAUUUAUCAUAUGAUUCAGAUGAUGAAGUUGAAAAGAAUGAAGUGGAUACAUAUCGACGUAAAUACCAGCUACUUUUGGAACGUUGUGAAGUUCUACAACAGGAUAAUGAACGACUAGUGCACAGGAUUCAGCAAGUUCGGAAAAUGCUAUGGAGAUCAAGGAAAGAGCGUAAGUUUUUAAUGGAUCGUCUGGAUCAACAUGGUGACAAUUGGCGCAAUGUACAAUUACCAAUUCCUCUAGAUGAGCCCCUCAAUAUACCAACUACCACUAAACCUGAUAAGAACCAACAUCAAAAGCUCGGAGCUGGAACUACAGCAAAGUCUGCAAGUUCAGUAGAGAAGGGAGGAAGGAAGAUUACAAGUACUACAGUCGCCAGUUCCGGCACAAAACGAAAGAGUGGCAAGAGCGCCGAUAAGCCAGAGCGCGAUCCAAAUGCACCAAAACGCCCAGCAAAUCCAUUCUUUCAAUUCUGUCAAGAGCAACGUCCGAUCGUGAUGGAGCGACUUGGAUUAGAACAAAAGUCUGGGGAAGCCGAACCCUCAAAACAGGAGCUGACAAGACAGUUGGCAAGCAAGUGGAAUACAUUACCACCUGAAGAUAAGAAGGUGAGUGGUCAUGAGAAUAAAACUGAAGAAAAAAUAAUCUCUACUUUGUACCCCUGUACCUUUUUACUAAUUUCUUGCCUAUUUUAUGCUGCCAGGAAUUUUUUUAAUAAUUUGCUGUUGGUAAGUCAUAGAAAUAUUUAAAUUAAUUAGUUUAAAAUUAUUUCUGGCAGCAUUCAGUGUAAUUUGUUUGUUUCAUACUAGUAAAAUAAAUAUGUACAGAUAUUAAAUUUAUGGUUCCGGAAGGACAAAUAAUUGAAUGAAAUUUUAAUAUGUGAUAUGAUUUUUCAGAUUUACUAUGACAUGUAUGAAAAAUCAAAGGAGAAAUAUGCAGUAGAAAUGCAGAUUUACAGCAAUAGAACCAAGCCACCUAAUGAGGACAUUUCAACCUGAUGUCACUGGACCUGUCGUAUAUUCUUAUAGAAUGUACACACUGUCGGAAUGGAUGUAAAGAACAAAGAAUGGAAUUUAUGUGUAGUAUUCAUUGUGAAAAGAUAUUUUUGAGGUGCAGUAUUUAGCUUACUGGGCAUACUACUGUAUUUUACCACAUUUAAGCCAGGUUAUUUAAACUUCCUUGAGUACACCAUUUGGUUUAAAUUGUCUCAUGCAAUAAAUUCAGAACAUCAUAUAAAAUUUCAACUAACCUAACUUCAUAGUUUAUACCAUUAGUUUCUCUUUCACUCUGAAACUAUUCCACAAUUAUUAUAUAUACUACUGAAUUAAAACCUCAAUUCCUUAAAUAAAUUAUAUGUUACAGA
Molecule: messenger RNA, 1787 nt
Organism: Zootermopsis nevadensis
Lineage: Eukaryota; Metazoa; Arthropoda; Insecta; Blattodea; Termopsidae
Biological process (GO): apoptotic process; regulation of transcription by RNA polymerase II; positive regulation of apoptotic process
Cellular component (GO): Ino80 complex
Molecular function (GO): DNA binding
Source: RefSeq, a predicted model, not a curated record